Molecule: messenger RNA, 765 nt
Organism: Candidula unifasciata
Lineage: Eukaryota; Metazoa; Mollusca; Gastropoda; Stylommatophora; Geomitridae
Source: the annotation of a GenBank genome assembly
AUGAAAUCUGAAUCACUAUACUUUGUCGAUAUUACAAUGGGUGGAAUCCAUCGCUGUGCGUCCAAAACUGGCCAGGAGAGCAAGAUUAACUUAGAUGGAACAGUUGAAUUUGUUACCCAUGCGAGCGUAGUUGGCGGACAAAACAGAACCAUUUCCCAUGUAGACUGGGACACUGCUAACAUUACAGAUCUUGCAGAGGUUGAACAGGGAACAAGAAACCGAUUCAGUGAUGGGAAAUAUGAUGUUCUUGGUCGGUUAUGGGCAGGUACCAUGGGUUUUGAGACUAUACCUAGAAGAGUGGACAGUGGUCAAGGCAGCCUAUACAGUUUGACAACUGACCAUAAGCUGACCAAGCACGUUGGGAACAUUGAAAUUAGCAACGGCAUUGACUGGACAGAUGACAACUCCGUUAUGUUUUAUAUUGAUUCUGUGCCUAGAAAAGUAUAUGCUUUUGACUUCAACAUAGAGGAGAGAACAGUCAGUAACCAACGGACGGUAGUCAAAUUUGAACCAGGUACUGAGUCCACUUUUCUCUGGCGCAGUUUCCAGCCACACAUAUCACAUCCAGUUUGUUUUGGCGGGAAGAACCUGGAUAAACUUUAUUUCACCUACAGCAUGUGGAAACUUCCAGAAAAAAGGACAAAUCUCGGCUCGCUAGCGUAUUUGGUUAAACCUGACUUCGCGGCGACCCCCUUGGCCGGUUACAUCUUUAAAGUUACUGGACUUGGGGUGAAAGGAAGAGCACCCAACAAUUUCAAAGACUAA